AUUCUAGUUUGUUCUGGUGCCAUUUUCGUUACAAUAUAAAGUAACUAUUGCAGGCAACAAAAAAUGCCUCGACAUGCAAAUUAAUCUAAUAAUAUGUGAUAAGUGGCAAUACCGUUCUGAGAAUCAAUUCCUAUCAAUUUGGUCGUUGUUAUGAAAUAAACCACAGGAAAGUAAAAAGUCGAUUGUUCUUACAAAUAUUUUGUUAACAAUUGUAAAAAACAGGUUUUCGUGUUUAAAGUUAAAUAACAUUCAGUGUAAUAUCAAACAUUGUGUUCGGAGAUAUGGAGCGAUCUCAGCCAACAGAGCAUCAUCUACUGGCAAAUUAUCAAUUCACAGCCGACGAAAUAAGGGUAUUAAGGGAAUGUAACUCUGAAUCUUUCUUUCAACGUUCUCUGCCGUUAGGAACUGCAUUGGGAGUAGGCGCAUAUUUGGCGGUUAAGAAUGGUUAUUUAAAACCACACUUUAAGUAUGGCGCAGUGCCCAAAGUAGUCGUAGGUGUGAUAAUAGGCUAUUUUGUUGGAAAAUUUAGUUACCAGCAAAAGUGCGCAGAAAAGCUAAUGAGAAUACCUAAUUCAAAACUCGGAGAAUUAUUAAAGCAUCGUCAACAAGAUGGAAGCGUUAUAAGCAGACUUAAUCCAGACCAAGGUAUCGGUAUUGGAUUAGCCUUGUCGCCAUUUAAUUCAACUGUAACAAGUGACGAACAAGCUCAAGAUUUUCCCCGUGCUAGUGCUCUCAAUUUAGAUAUGGAAAGUCGGCCUUCAAUCACAGGUCUUGAUGACAUUUAUCGGCCCUCAUUGGAUAAUACACCUUUCUACGAAACGGAAUUGCCAAUCGAAGCCAAACAUAGUACGAGUUACGAAGAGCUGCGAAGAAAAAAUCGUGAAGAAUAUGAGAAAAAACAGCAGAACGCAUUUUCUCGCCCUCUGCCUCCAAAUGCUCCAGUUGUUAUUCGGGAGAAUGAAUCAAUUAAAACUGCUUUUGGAGCCGACAGCAGUGCGUCAUCAAAAAGUGCUCAUAAAAAUAAAUAUGGGGACACAUGGACCGACUAGUUAGAUUCGUCUGUUGGGAAAUUUUAAUUCUUUAUUAAAGUGUUAAUGCUGAUAAUAUAUACUGUAUAAUUUUUAAAUCUGUGAUGUUUGUUGUUCAUUAAAUUCAACCGUUUAGUUCAAUUUUCCAACUUCAUAAAGGUAAGCUCCGAGAAGUUUAGUCUGAAAAUAACCGAAUUAAAAAUUCAAGCAUGUGAUAAUAGAUUGUGUACUUACUCCUUCUAUGUAGUUGUAAAUAUCAAUUUUUUCAUUCUGAGAGUGGGCUCCGUCAUCACAAGCUCCUACUGGGACUAAUAUAACAUUUUUACCAGUGGCCUCUUGAAGGGUUAGUGUCACCGGUAUAGAACCACCUUCACGGGUCAUAUCAGGUUCCGUUUUGUAUACAUGUUUGAUGGCACUUUUAGCCGCCUCAUAAUGAGGAUGGUUAGGAUCUUCAGUCCAAGGUUUGCCACUACUUACGAGGUUAACCUAUUUAAAAGAUUACAAAUAUUAAUUAAGAUAUGUAAACAUAUUUAAUGAUCUGGAUAUGAAAUACAGUGGAAUUUCCAUAACUCGAACUUCUCUAACUCGAACUUUUGAAUUGAAUUUAGAAAUCAAAUUUCAUACAAAUUUCCUUCCAUAACUCAAACUUCUUCAACUCGAAGUUUUCCAUAACUCGAAUUAUUGAAUUGGCAAUAGAAGUCAAAUUUCAUAGAAAUUUCCUUCUAUAAAUCGAACUUUUCGACCAGGGCAUAAUAAAAAAAUUAAAUUGUACUAUCGACGCAGAAUUUUAAAGAAGUCUCUAUAUUCGUAUGGAGGCGCACAAAAAAUAUGAUAUGGAUUUUAUAAAUCAUGUAACAAACAAAUGGGAUACAGACGCCAAGACCCAGACAGUAGCAAAACAACUAGAACUGUGUAUAACUCUAUAUUUUAAAGCUUUUUGAAAAAUUUUAUUUUUUAAUGAAGCAUUCUAUAACUCGAAGUUUUUUUGUGGAUUAUGGUGAUUCGAGUAAGAGAAGUUCCACUGUAAUUACCUUCAUUUUGUUUGGAGAACCUCGUUCUUGCCAUUUCGCAUUUAAGUAUUUGGUGACGCACUCAGUGAUAUGUUCUGGAUCUUGAUUAGGAACCAAGCGUAUGGAAAACUUUCCGAUUACUUUAGCUGGUAUUACAGUUUUUGCGCCAUGCUCAUAAAAGGCACCUUCUAUUCCAUGAAUGGAAAGGCUUGGAUAGCGCCAUCUGUGCAUCAGUAACUUGGUUUUGUCCUCAUUGUGAGGUAGACGACGGGCUCCAAUAUCGUUUCUAAAAAUAUAAACUUAACUCGUAUAUAUAUGUACAUAUAUAUAAAAACAGAUAUUUUUAAUUUAACUCCUUUACAUGGUUCCGAAACGCAUUUUGCUUUAAAAUACGAAAGAGACUAUUUGAUUUCUUAAUGUGUUAAUAAAUUUUAAUUAACAACGUAGCUACAAAAUAUAAAAUAAAAUUACAAAAAAAAAUCGAUACGCAUACUCACUUGUAUUCAUCAACUUCAUAAUCUAUGUUGUUGUAAAUUUCAUUUUCGUUAUGUAACAGCGGUGCCACCUGAAAAACAAGGUAAUUUCUAAUGACGACUGAUUUUUGAUAGUUUUUAAAAUUUCUCCAAUAUGUACUUCUACCUUUCUUUAAACCAACUUUCGAAGCGUUAUAUCUAGUGAGAUCAAGAAUUCUCAAUUUACACAAUAAUUUCUCUCCUUGAUUGGUGUGUUUAUUUUUGUUCUUCACCAAACCUUUGUUUCAAAUUGAUGAUUGUAUAUAGAAGAUAUUGCACCAGAGAAAUAGGAAGAAGUCCAAAUAUGAAACUCUAGAAGUUGAAUGCCUUUUUCGAUCUUUAGACGGAAAUAUGCAGUCUUAUUGGGCCUAAUCAAAAAUAAGUUUUUCGAUAUAAGUGAACUCACUUACCGACUUACUAAAAUAAAUUCCGUGGCUAAUAGAUGUCGGUUAUUUCGAAAUCAUACAAUCCGCACAAUCCAAACAAAAAUGAACCAUUUGGAAGUUUUUAUCCAAACAAUUAGUGAUGACGAACUAAAUUAUAUUUAAACUGGGUAUUUUAGAGACAAGAGCCAAAAACACACUAAUAAAAAUACAUUUCAGGUGUUCAAAAGCGAAAUAAAUUGCCCCUUGAAAUAGCGAAAGAAUUUUCCCAAAGAGGCGAAUUAAAUACUUUUUGGGAAGAAACUUUCAAACGUGUUGAAAGAAAAUGUAUUAAGGCAUCACAUGUAUAUAUUAUGGAUUAUUAAAGUAUUUUAUUUAUAGUUUGAAACAGAUUUUAAGUUUGUAACCAAAAAAAUACUAAAACGUAAAACUCAAACAUUCGAAACUCUCUAUAACAAACUCCAAUUGACUGGAUAUUUACUUCACUAUAUAGAAUGGCGCACUAUCGUCGAUUCGGCUAUAACCGGCUAAACGGUUGCAACGCCAAUCACAUACAUACAUAGAAAAGAAAAACAAUGUUGUUCCUUUUAACAUUUAACAUAGUGCUCUUAUAAUUUCUUCGCAAUAUAGAAAACUUCGUUAUAAAGGAGUUCGUUAUAGAAAGUUUCGACUGUAUGUAAACAAGAGGAUGAGCCCUUCAUAUAAGUAACCUGAAGUUUACUCGAGAAGGAGGUCAGUUUUAAACGAAGCAAAAAGCAUAGACAAUUAAAUAUUUCAAAUUUGUCGAUAAAACAGUUUUACGUUUUCAUUUUUCGUAGUUUAUCGACUGAAUCAAUUAUUGAAAAAAAAUUGUCCAUUGAAAAUCCUUAUCGUAUCGAAAUCGAAUUCGGAUUCAAUGAUUAGGCCAUUAUUUAACUAUCACUUAUAACUGAAAAAUGCUAUUCUUUAAUAUAAAUGUGAAUAUGCCGACUUGAAAUGUUUAAACUAAAUCGUCAUAAAUAAGUUAUAAUUACAGACAGUGGUUUUUUUUUUUUUUAAAUAUCAGCUUAAAGUUUUCAUCUUCAUAGAAAAUGUUAACUAAACGUAAAAAUGCGAUUCUGCUUAUAUGAAUACUUACAUCUCUAUCAAUGCCUGGAAUUUGAAUGUUGGUGUCCUUGUCUACAAGUAUGCUGAGUAGAUAACAAAGAUCUGGCAUAGCUUCAUGUACAGUACCCCCAAAUACGCCACUAUGCAAAUCUUUAACAGCACACUCUAUUUCAAUAGUGUAAUAAACUAAGCCACGAAGACCAUAGGUCAAACAUGGUCGUUUCUUUCCGAGCCAGUAAUUAUCAGAGAUGCAAACAUAAUCCACAUU
This is a messenger RNA of Zeugodacus cucurbitae (melon fly), 4287 nucleotides long. RefSeq names its product OCIA domain-containing protein 1 (gene asrij). Bases 282 to 1049 code for a protein of 255 amino acids. Lineage: Eukaryota; Metazoa; Arthropoda; Insecta; Diptera; Tephritidae. The record is from RefSeq and is a predicted model, not a curated record. Gene Ontology annotation, cellular component: endosome. The transcript has 4 exons.